This is a messenger RNA of Jaculus jaculus (lesser Egyptian jerboa), 2931 nucleotides long. RefSeq names its product solute carrier family 16 member 12 (gene Slc16a12). NCBI's taxonomy places the organism in Eukaryota, Metazoa, Chordata, Mammalia, Rodentia, Dipodidae. The coding region runs from base 577 to 2034 and encodes 485 amino acids. Gene Ontology annotation, molecular function: monocarboxylic acid transmembrane transporter activity. Gene Ontology annotation, biological process: monocarboxylic acid transport; transmembrane transport. The transcript has 8 exons. The record is from RefSeq and is a predicted model, not a curated record.
GAGGCGCCCCUCCUCCAGCCCGCGCCCCUCACCCCCGGGCCCGAGAGAGAUCCCCGGGAUAAAUCCCCUCGGCCUUCCGGGCACGGAGGCCGGCGGGGCUGGAGAGCGGCUGUCUUAAGCUCUAGACGCCGGGAUCUUCCCGGGACCCCCGCGGAGCCCCGGCGCCAGCCCCGCGGAGUGCCCCCGGGGUGGGGGGGAGUCCACUCGCCGCCCCUGGACGCGAGGACCCCGCAGCGUCUGCGGCGGGGACCGGGGCUACCGUGCCGGGACGCGUCCGCCCGGGGGCAUGUCGGCUCGCCACCCACAGGGCUGCAGCCGUCCCCGCGAGGUCAGCUUCAUGCCCAGCUCAGGUCCACUUCAAGUUCAAGGCAAUAGAAAUUGUGAAAAGGGAGCUGAGGAUGAGGAGGUGGCUCCGCAGCUAAAGGCCUGUUGACCCAGAUGGACAGUAACCCAUGUGCCAGGUAGCAUUCUAUACCAACUUUGAAUGCCAACGAAUGUUACUGGGCAGUAAACUCUUCCAAGACCAUACCUUGCUGCUGGCCUAACUUGGACAAGAAGGAAAAUAGAAUUGAGGCCAUGGCAAAAAUGACUAGAACUGGGUCUGCCUCCCCUCCAGAUGGAGGCUGGGGCUGGAUGAUUGUGGCUGGCUGUUUCCUUGUUACCAUCUGCACCCGUGCAGUCACCAGAUGUAUCUCAAUUUUUUUUGUGGAGUUUCAGACGUAUUUUGCUCAGGAUUAUGCACAAACAGCAUGGAUCCAUUCCAUUGUAGAUUGUGUGACAAUGCUUUGUGCUCCACUUGGGAGUGUGGUCAGCAACCACCUGUCCUGUCAGGCGGGAAUCAUGCUGGGCGGCUUACUUGCUUCUACUGGUUUCAUCCUGGCCUCUUUUGCCACCAGCCUGAAGCACCUCUACCUCACUGUGGGAGUUCUUACAGGUCUUGGAUUUGCACUGUGUUACUCCCCAGCCAUUGCCAUGGUGGGCAAGUAUUUCAGCAAGCGGAAAGCCCUGGCCUACGGGAUUGCCAUGUCAGGGAGCGGCAUUGGCACCUUCAUCCUGGCUCCGGUCGUCCAGCUGCUCAUCGAGCAGUUCUCCUGGCGAGGUGCGCUGCUCAUCCUUGGGGGCUUCGUGUUGAAUCUCUGCGUUUGUGGUGCCUUGAUGCGUCCGAUCACCCUGAAGGAGGACCACGCGGGUCCCGAGAACCAGGGGUGUCGGCGUCAGAGAGCAGACGGCGCGCGGACGCCUUGCUACGCGCCCCUGGCCGAGGAGCGGGCGCAGCGGGGCCUCCGCCGCGCCCUGCAGCGCGAGUACCGCUUCCUGCAGGAGCCCGACUUCGCGGUCCUGGCCGUCUCCGUUCUGUUCAUGGCUUACGGCUGCAGCCCACUCUUUGUCUACUUGGUGCCUUACGCCCUGAGUGUCGGCGUGAGUCACCAGCAAGCUGCUUUCCUCAUGUCCACGCUUGGGGUGAUCGACAUUGUUGGCAAUAUCACGUUUGGAUGGCUAACCGACAGAAGGUGUCUGAAGAGGUACCGGUCUGUUUGCUACCUCUGUGCUGUGGGACUCGAUGGGCUGUGCUAUCUCUGCCUCCCCAUGCUUCGGACUCUUCCCCUUCUUGUGCCUUUCUCUUGUACUUUUGGCUACUUUGAUGGAGCCUAUGUGACCUUGAUCCCAGUGGUGACUGCGGAAAUAGUGGGGACCACCUCUUUGUCAUCAGCCCUUGGCGUGGUUUACUUCCUUCACGCUGUGCCAUACUUGGUGAGCCCACCCAUUGCAGGGUGGCUGGUGGACACGACCGGCAGCUACACCGCAGCAUUCCUUCUGUGUGGAUUUUCUAUGAUAUUUAGUUCCCUGCUGCUUGGCUUUGCUAGGUUUGUAAAGAGGAUGAGAAGAACCCAGCUGCAGUUUCUUGCCAAAGAAUCCGAUCCUAAGCCACAGCUAUGGACCAAUGGAUUGGUGGCCUACUCUGUAGCAAGAGAAUUAGAUCAGAAAGAUGGGGAACCUGUGGCUACAGCCGUGCCUGGCCGCAACUUCACAUGACCAGUAGCCUGGAGCCUGGCAAUCUUCAGGACUGACGGAAUUGAGGUGACCAUAUGGUUCACAUUUUUGAAGUAUUUUAUUUUGGCAGAAGUAUUUCCUUCCAAGAAAAUUAUUAGUACUAUUUUGUAAGCAUAUUUGUAAAGGGGAAGUAACCAAAAAAAGAAAAAUGAAGAAAGCUAGAGAAGCCUUGAGUUUGGGAUCUGUACUCACCAUUGCGCUUACAUCAACUGUGAAGGACGGAUACCGGUGAUAUGAGUACGUGUAUUUAGGGGUGACUUCGGGCGUAACCAGAGCAGAGGACACUCAGCAGUAGGUUGGUCAUCCCAGAGUCUCUAUCCCUCCGUCUUCCCUCCUCAGUUAGAAGUGGAACAGAAACACUGUCACGUAGGCUUGGCUACCUGUGCUGUUUGCAGAAGAGGGUCACCCUUGCUGUGCUGGUGGGGAGUGAAGAAACCAAGACUGCUUCAUGGCUGAAUUUCCAGCAUAUUUUUAAAUAUACCAAUUAAGAAACAUUUGAGAAUAUUUAAAUGGAAAUGAUUUCAAUAGAAAGAGAUUGUCUUUUACUUCCCCCUUAAUCUUUCAGCUGGCCCUUGUCUCUGCCAAUGAGUAGGUAUCAUUUUGAGAGUCCAAACAAUUAUGAGAUGCUAUGGUUGGAAUGGAUUUUAAAAGGUAGCUGGUAGGAUCUUCUAUUUGAGCCCAUCCUAUUGAAACAGCUAUUGUGCUAAGACUGUGUUUCUACCACUCAUGUGUAUCUACCACGUACUUACUGUCAGUUUGACAGAACACAUUCAGUCAUAGAGCAACCUCUCCAUUUUCUGUGAAAUCCCAACACAUCCCAUUUUUGCUUUUUCAGGAAAAAAAAAAGGUUUAAUUUGAACUGCAGACACAUUCCUAUUA